CUGCUCAGGGGGCGAUACAGCCAGCUCUGGGUUUUGGUGUUUGUGGAUGAAUAAGAGAUGGCGGAGGGCAAUUUUGAUCCCUGUGAGUGCAUCUGUUCCCAUGAACAUGCCAUGCGGAGACUGAUCAACCUGCUUAGACAAUCACAGUCGUACUGUACUGACAAUGAGUGCUUUCAAGAAUUGCCUGGACCAAAUUCCUCUACUGAUGGUGGCUUCAACAUUGCUAUGAUUGCUAUGGCUUGGCUUGUUAUUGGCGUUACUUUAUAUCUGUUAAGACCAAGAAGUCUAAGAGGCAACGGACCAUCAGCCAAACCAAACAGUCCUCACAGUAAUCAGGGUCCGGAACCUCCAGCCCCCCCAGUAGACUAGCCCAACCCACGUCUUCAGAACAGCUAGGAAUUUGCACGACCAAAUGAAGCCAAACUGGCCAGACUACUCUGAACCCAAGGAAUUUUUUUCUCUCUCUCUUUUUCUGAUUUAUUUGUCAAUAGGGCCAAAGGCCUGAUAUUUCUGUCCUGGUUCUUUGGGUCAUACUAAUCUUCUAAUUCUUAGCAAGUUUACAACAGUCAGACUUGCACUUCUGCCAGUGUUUUCAGGUUACAGAAGAGUAUACAUUAGUCAAUGUACUUUUAUUGGGGUUACAUUUUACCGAUUUAUGAGAUCAAUCUUGUAGCUUAUUACAGUGAUUGGGUGGCCUUAGCUGAUUUGAAUACUCUGUUCAACAUUUUACUUCUUCACUCCUCUUUGAUGUAUAACUUUGUGCUUUUUUUUUCUUUUCUGAAUGGAAUGGAUUGGGGGAACAAUGUAAAUGACACACAUUCCUAAAGGGAGGGGGGUGGGGGGAGUUACCAGCUAGUACAGUUCAUACCAUUGGUGCCAUUUCAUUGGGUCACAUUUUUGACUUAUUUACAGGGUACAUAUGAUAUUACUAUAGACAUACAUUACAAUAGCAGGAUCUGCUGCAACACCUUAACCAGAAACAUUAGCUCAGUGUUUUCAAGAGAGUACUAAUUACUGAUCGUAUAUUAAAAUAGCUUGAUUGAUAAA
Xenopus tropicalis (tropical clawed frog) is the source of this 1047-nucleotide messenger RNA. RefSeq names its product small integral membrane protein 14 (gene smim14). NCBI's taxonomy places the organism in Eukaryota, Metazoa, Chordata, Amphibia, Anura, Pipidae. Bases 58 to 369 code for a protein of 103 amino acids. The record is from RefSeq and is marked provisional. The transcript is spliced from 5 exons.